CGAACCUGUUACGGAAUUUACCCCGCGACGCUCACGUAGAUUUGCUCGCUAUCCACUUGAUAGGCCUUUUUAAUGAGCUAUAAUUCACUCUCACGAUUGCGCGAGGCGGGUGGGGUAGAGCGGUUGAAAAAUUGGAAAACGCUUUAGUGGGGAAGGAAAAAAAAAAAAAAAAAAAAACAGCAAAGCUACAAAGCAGCAAAACGGCAAAAGGAACAUUGGAGGGGCCUUGCGAAGGAAUUCCGUGCACACAUAAGGUGCCCACUCAUUCGAACCGCUUCUGCAUUGGAAUAACUCCAACAUUUUGGGGGCCUUUUUUUAAAAAAAAAAACAUACGUAUAGUUUAUCGCCUAAAAGCACAUCCACUUAUGCAUACACAUUUAUGUACCUACACGUAAAGCAUUUUUGUAUUCCUCACCAUGCUGCUACUAAAUUUGAACACGGGGAUCUUCCCCCUAAUUGGGAUAAACUGGCGCAAGCGGUUCAUACCCCUGCUGUGCACCCCAUUUCACUUCCUGCGCCCACGUAAACAAACGCAACGGGUGGAUCGGUGUAGGACCAAAAAGCAGUACAAGAACAGACGGCAUUUUAGAGGCUACUACUACAGGUGGAUGGGCUCCUACUAAGAAGACUGUUCAGUGUACAAUGCGGGGGGAAAUCUGGGCAGAUACAUAUCUCCAAUGCUCCAAUGGGGGGGAGACAGAACGAAGCGGCAUGACCCCACGCAGACACACACCCCCUACAUGAUGUUACACUUUUUAAAGUGUAAUUAAAUCAGAUUGGUGGUUUAUCACGAAUGGUUUUUAAAAAUGAAUCCACAUUUGUGCUUUACACGUAAUUACGUUUGUGCGAACUUUGGACGUGAAAAGGGGAAGG
Messenger RNA from Plasmodium vivax (malaria parasite P. vivax), 873 nucleotides. RefSeq lists its product as hypothetical. NCBI's taxonomy places the organism in Eukaryota, Apicomplexa, Aconoidasida, Haemosporida, Plasmodiidae. The transcript has 2 exons. Bases 417 to 623 code for a protein of 68 amino acids. The record is from RefSeq and is a predicted model, not a curated record.